Oppiella nova is the source of this 1203-nucleotide messenger RNA. The record is from the annotation of a GenBank genome assembly. NCBI's taxonomy places the organism in Eukaryota, Metazoa, Arthropoda, Arachnida, Sarcoptiformes, Oppiidae.
AUGUCGACGGAAGUGAGUAUAAUGAAUGAGAUUCACACCAUUGCUGACAAUUGGAAGAGACAUAGAAAUCGGAUCAUGAAUUCAAAGUUAAAUGAGAAGCGAAAGCAUGAAUUGGAGAAAAUUAGUCGUGAAGUGGAAAUGGAGGACCACAUCAUGUCAGUGUCCAAACUAUGCGCGACCCUCAACACCAAUUUGGAUACAGGCUUGAGUCCAGUGGCAGCCAAACAAAUACUUUCAACUAAUGGCCCAAAUAUUGUGACAACAAAUAUAGCGACGGGAGAGUGGAUCAGAUUUAUUAAGAACUUAUUCGAUUGGUUCAAUAGUUUCUUAUGGGUCGGUUCGCUCCUGUGUUUUAUAACUUAUAUAACAGAAACAUAUGAGAGUUCAGUGGACGCCCAUCCCGACGAUCUGUACUUAGGCUGUGCUCUGGCGGGUGCUGUUACGAUAUCAGGGUGCUUUAGUUAUUAUCAGGAGGCCAAGAGUGCAAACAUUUUUAUAACAUUUCGAGAUUUAAUACCCCGAUAUGUGACAGUGAUUAGGGCGGGCUCUAAGUUGAGGUGUCACGUCAAUGAAAUAGUGGUCGGGGAUCUCAUUGAGAUACAGGCCGGGGAUAGAGUUCCCGCAGACAUUAGGAUAACAGAAUCUCAUGGAUUAAAGUGUGUCAACCCGUUAUUGACGGGAAAUAAUGAGCCAUUCUUGCGGUCAAAUGAGUGCACGAAUACCAAUCCUUUUCUAACAAAAAAUCUCAUUUUCUUCUCAACUAAUUGUGUCGAAGGUACUGCUCAGGGAAUUGUCAUCAAAACUGGCGAUCAUACAUUAAUGUCUCAUUUGUUGGCCAACUAUUAUCAAACAAAAUCCACUAAAAAAUCAUCCGAGAGUUUGCUUAACAAAGAUAUUACAUUUUUUAUCCGCAUAAUAACUGCCGUUUCCCUAUUUAUCGGCGUAAUUCUGUCGAUCCUAUCGUACACUAUUGGCUAUUCAUGGCUUAACGCCAUUAUAUUUAUGAUCGCUUUAUUUGUGGCACAAAUACCGGAGGGUUUAUUCCCAACACUAUCUGUAGUCUUGAGUUUGGCUGCAAAAAGGAUGGCUUCAAAGAACUGUUUGGUUACUAAUUAUGAAACUGUGGAGACAUUAGGCCUCACUUCAACGAUAAUCACUAAUAAGCAAUUGGAUUUAAAUCUCUGGAAACAAAACAGUCUCUAA